AUGCCCAUCCGUAUUGCAGAACCCAAAGACGCCAACGAUUAUACAAAGAUCCCCUUCCAGUUUGCGCAAGAAUUAACAGCAACGAAUGUCUUUUUGCAACUUCCUGAUGGAUUCUCACCACUCGAACGCAUGGUCUUACAGACCACCGGCAACCUCCAGCGUCUGUUAUCUGCCUAUUAUAACGUUCCGAGCCGUGUCGUUGUCUUGAAAAACGAGCUCAUUCCUUGUGAAGACCAAGACGAAGACGGCAAUAACGAGGGUAGCCAAGGCAACACCGCAAAUGACAUUACCAUUGCAACGACUUUGUCUCCAUUGUCAGCGUCUGCUUCCUCCCUUUCACACAAAGAGCAAGUCGAUAACAGCAACAGUAGUAGCAGUGACAGCUGUACUUUGCAUCAGGACGUUGGACACAUUGAACUUGAUAUGCUAUUCGAGCGAAAGAUUCUAAUGUACUUUGGUGACAAGUUGGCGUACGAAGCGGACUCAUUAGUAUCUGUCAAAGACCAAGAAACACUGAGCCUACUGUCCAAGCAUGAAUAUGGCUUGGGUCAAAUCUUUAGCCACUUGCGACGCACACCAAGCUUUGCAUUACGGGUGGUCGGCCGCCAUGGUACCGAAUAUGGUCAGAGUUUCUGGAGAGACUAUUCCCUGAGUGCGCCCGGUGUGGUAGAUUGUUAUAUUCGUGAAACAUUUGUCGAAGGUCUCUUUGAGCCGUACGCCGGCAGUAAGGACUCUGCUGGUCGAGGCACUGUCUGGUACAAUCCAGAACAACAACACCUUUGA
This is a messenger RNA of Zychaea mexicana, 783 nucleotides long. RefSeq lists its product as uncharacterized. The transcript has 3 exons. Bases 1 to 783 code for a protein of 260 amino acids. Lineage: Eukaryota; Fungi; Mucoromycota; Mucoromycetes; Mucorales; Lichtheimiaceae. The record is from RefSeq and is a predicted model, not a curated record.